Molecule: messenger RNA, 2282 nt
Organism: Cydia pomonella (codling moth)
Lineage: Eukaryota; Metazoa; Arthropoda; Insecta; Lepidoptera; Tortricidae
Exons: 2
Coding region: 343-1074 (243 amino acids)
Source: RefSeq, a predicted model, not a curated record
AAAUUAAUGAAUGUUAAAGGGAAAUAGAACCAGGUAACAACAGGCGGUCUUAUAGCUAAAAAGCGAUAUUUUCCAGACAACCUUUGAGUAACAGGAAAUGUAGAACUCAUACAAAAGUAAAUAUAGUGUAGGUAUUAAGUAAAUCAAACAUAGGAUACCUUCAGGUAAAGUGCUAGUUCCAGACAAAUCAAUUGCCAUGUGGAAUAACUACUGUUUUUUAUUCUUUUUAUCAAUGAACAACAACAGCUAAAUGAACCUUAAUCGUGCGAAAUGUUUUGCAAACAUCCUGAUAAAGAUUUCCUCAAGACAUAUUGUGUUCAUUGCCCUUUUGGAUUGUCUUGAAUGGUGGUCAUGAAUUUUCUAUUUGCGAUUGCCACCACCCUCCAUUUCACCUUCAUCGCCUCAAAGAAACUCGACAUCUCCUCAGAAGAAAGUAUAGAAAACAUUCUUUUUUACAAAGACUUCAGGCCCAAAAAGAAAGAGCUAGCACCUUUGCCACCAGAACCAUUAGUGUUGCCAGCACAAAUAAAACAGCCAGAGUGCAUACCUCGAAUGUGCUGUUCCAUGUCUUGUACGAACUCCUGCGGACAAAAUGAAAUAGGAAUUGAUAGCUUUCAGCGAAAUCAACCUAUGAAUUUUAUGAAUCCUGGUAACUCAAAUCCUUUUAGUUCUAUGAAUUCUAUGGGUUCUAUGAAUUCUAUGAAUCCAAUGAAUUCUAUGAAUCCAAUGAAUUCUAUGAAUCCUUUUAAUUCAAUGGGCCCACCGAAUUCAAUGAACCCGAUGCAAACUAUGCCACCAAUGCAACAGCAGAAGCAAAUGCCACAAUUUAUGAAGCACCCGAAGAAGAAGAAGCAUCCACCGAUACCAUUGCAAACAAGAAGGGACAGUGGCAACGCUAGAGAACAUAUCAAGAGCCUCAUAUCCCAAGAUGAGGAUAUUAAGAAGAUUCUGAAGGAUUUGGUUAGGGUGACGAUGAAAAAAGUGGACUUGCUGGAGAUGAUCAAAGCGAGGAGAGCUGCGGAGAGCGGGAACGAUGGUUUGAAUGUCGGCGAUGAAGAUGAGAAAGAAUUGUGAUUGGUAAAUAAGUUUGUCACUAAACUUAUUUGAGAAUAGCCUAUUGACCGGGAGUCUUUGUAAUGCUUGUACUCAAUAGAUAUUUUACAUGAGUAAGUAGAAGCCAGUAAGCAUUUGGGUCAUACACAUUUUAUAGCAAACUCGUUCGCGUCUUUCUUGUGUAUAUCGCAAAUUUAAGGGAAUCUAAAGCUAAUAUUACAGGUGGAAAAAAAACUUCAAUACUUAAGAAAAACUGGGGAUCUAUGUACCAGUCUUUUUCUUUUAUUGUAUUGUCCGCAGAAGUGACCUUUUCCUAAAAUGUGUUUGAUCUUUUUUGUAGAAAGUAGUAUAUAUAGAAAAUGCAGAAACACGUAUUAAUACAUGUAUAGAAAAUGUCUAAAUUGAUUUCUUUCAAAUACUCGUAUCCUACAUAGAAUCAAUUGUCAUUUGCCUAUUUUCUUAGCUAACGUCUUUCGCAGUCUGUACAUUUUUUAAACCUAUAAAUUACAAAUUUAGGCAAGGUUUCUUAAGAUUACUAGAUAAGAUGUAGUUUUCCUAACGCUCUUACUGGCCUAUUUAAUGAUAUACCUACCCUGUAUAUAUAUAAGCAAUUUAAUGAUUAUAAUGGGAAUUUUAAUUUUAUUAUUAUCAUUAUACGAUUCAGGUAACAAAAAGGUUUAAAUCAUUUUGCAUAGGUACCUUUCAUAAAAUAAUUCAAUACUGCCAAUUAUUAUUUAUUCCCAAAACCCGCCCUUUAUAAAGCGUUUAUAAAAUUAGACAUUAACGUAACAAUUUGAAUAAUUUACGUCAAUAAUUAGUAUUUAUAUCCAGUACCUCCUGCCUUCCUGAAACUGAGCCGUAAAAACCAAACAAGAACUUUGGGUCGUGCACAUAGAACCUAUAAUGUAUACGCCAUUGUGUCUCGUAAACGAUUAAACGGAACGGAAUUCCACAAUUGUAUUGUCCAAGUUGCCAACUUAACGGAUGGAACGGAGCGAAAAAAUUGCCAGUUGUGGAAACUUUGGCAACAAUUAUCAUACAUUUAAUAUGAAAUAGCAAUGGCGUAAAUAUUAACAAUGAAAUGUAAAUCUUUUGGCAAAUUGUGUUGGAGAUUUUACAUGCCUACGGGUAUUUUGGUUUUAUAGAUGAAUGAAGAAUCGAGUUCAAUGUUACAGAUCUUUAAAGCUGUAAUAAUACGUCGACACAAUUGAAUGUGUAGAUACAUAAUU